AUGGCUACAGGUGGAAAUAUUGAUCUACAACAAUCUACACGUGUUUCGGAUAUUGUCAAUGAACCGCAAGACAUGCUCGUGCCAAUUCGAGGGUACGAAAACAUGCCAAUAGUAUCCUUAGAGAAAGCUGUUACACCACUCAUUUUGAUUUUACCUGAAAUUCAAGAUUAUGCUUAUGUUGCAAAACGACGAUGUAAAUCCGUACCUCCCGAUGGUUUAACACAGGAUGAAUCAGCUGCGCUCACGCUUUACUCCAUGGAGUGGACACCACAUGACAAAUGCCUAUAUUUUGUCCUCAAUGCAACUCUUCGCACUGAAGACAGGCGAAAAUUAAAACCAUGGUUUUCGUAUUUGAAACUUAUUCUUACGGCUCUCGAAAAAUUACCAUCCAUACGAUGCCAUGUGUUUCGUGGAGUGAAUUUAGAUCUAACCAAUCUAUAUACUCAAGGAAAAACAUUUAUCUGGUGGGGAUUUUCUUCAUGUACAACAUCGCUAGAAGUACUCGAAAAUAAACAAUUUUUAGACAAAACUGACCAAAGAACAUUGUUUACUAUCGAAUGUGAUAGUGGCAAAGAUAUCAGUCGUCAUUCAUAUUAUCAAUCGGAAAAUGAAGUUCUUCUUCUACCUGCUCGACAAUUUUUUGUAGUAGGAUGUCUUCAAUUAGCACCAGACCUUCAUACGAUUCAGUUAAAAGAAACAAAGGCUCCAAUUACUCUUUUACAACCAGUUAUGAAUCAAUCUGUGCAAAUUAAUCCAAUACCGAAUAGUACAGCGACUAAAUCAAAGAAUCCAAUAACAAAAUUCCGUAAAAUACUAACUCGAUCACGAUCACAAUCACAAAUACAACAAAAUCCUUCUCCAUCAAAUCAUACUGUACCCAGUACACCGACUAUACCAAAUGCGGUUCCAUUAAAAGCAGAUCAAAUAUUAACUCCAUCUCAAACAAAUCAAGUACCAACUCAAUCUCAAAUGAAACCAAAUGUAAGAGAAGAAGAAUAUGCGUAUGGGUAUGAAUAUUCUUCUCAUACACCGAUACUCAUACCCACACCCAAAUUCUCAUCAUCAUCAUCAUCAUCAUUCAAAUCAUCAAACUCAUCAUCAUCAUCAUCAUUCAAAUCAUCAAACUCAUCAUCAUCAUCAUAUCAGUGUCAAACAGAAUCAACAGUUGGUGGUGCAUCAGCUGGCCGUAUAUAUUUUCGAGCAUCGAAUGUAUCAACAAGCCAAAUGACUGAACAAUCGGCACAAGGUGAUAUUGCUUUUGAGAGGAUAGAUCCACAACGUGAUUUUAUCGCCAUUAAGAAUGCUGCUGCAAUAUGCAAUGAUCAAGCUAUGAAAAAUUGGACUAUACGUCGUAAGAUCGAUUUCAAAGAAGAUAUUGUUUAUAGAUUUCCAGACAAUUUUGUACUUCAAUCAGGAUCACGUAUUUGUAUUUUCAGUCGAUAUGGAAGUAUAGGUUUAGUUAAUCAAAAAGAAGCCUUAGUAGCUGAUAAUAUUCCAACAUGGGGUACGGGUUCUCAUAUGGUUACACGACUUCUUGAUGCAAAUGGACAUGAAAAUGCUUUUUACGAUGAAAAAUUCCAAUAA
Molecule: messenger RNA, 1584 nt
Organism: Adineta steineri
Lineage: Eukaryota; Metazoa; Rotifera; Eurotatoria; Adinetida; Adinetidae
Source: the annotation of a GenBank genome assembly